AUGGUUGCAGGUUCCGACACCACAGCAAUCAGCCUCAGUGCCGUUCUCUACCAUUUGCUGCGCAGCCCAGAUAAGAUGGCCAAGCUUCGAAACGAGAUUGACCAAUCGUUCUCGGAGCAGACUAUCCCGUCAAAUGGCAUCGGGUUUCAGGACAGUCUUGGUCGUCCUUACCUCCAGGCUGUCAUCAAAGAGGCUUUAAGAAUGCAUCCAGCUACUGGCCUACCCCUCGAGAGAGUGGUGCCUGAAAGCGGUGCCACUAUUGGCGGCAGGUUCUUUCCUGCAGGAACAAUUAUUGGCGUUAACAGUUGGGUUGAGCACUAUAACCCUGCCAUAUUUGGCCAAGAUGCUUAUGAAUUCGUACCAGAACGCUGGUUGACUACAGAAGCUGAGAAACUCUCUCUUAUGAACCGACACUGGAUGCCUUUCGGCCUUGGUUCUCGGACCUGCAUAGGAAGACAUGUUUCCACGCUUGAGAUCUCGAAGCUAAUUCCCCGUUUGUUACACGAGUUUGAGUUUGAGCUAUGUGACAAGAAUCCAUGGGUUACCAAGAAUUGCUGGUUUGUAAAACCUAUAGCCUUCAAGGUUUACAUCAGACCCAGGACACCACGUCAGUAA
Fusarium sp. VM40 is the source of this 615-nucleotide messenger RNA. The record is from the annotation of a GenBank genome assembly. Lineage: Eukaryota; Fungi; Ascomycota; Sordariomycetes; Hypocreales; Nectriaceae.